Messenger RNA from Nyctereutes procyonoides (raccoon dog), 6881 nucleotides. It is a transcript of the gene ZNF507, whose product is annotated as zinc finger protein 507. Gene Ontology annotation, biological process: regulation of gene expression. The coding region runs from base 495 to 3362 and encodes 955 amino acids. NCBI's taxonomy places the organism in Eukaryota, Metazoa, Chordata, Mammalia, Carnivora, Canidae. The transcript is spliced from 8 exons. The record is from RefSeq and is a predicted model, not a curated record. Gene Ontology annotation, cellular component: nucleus.
GUCUGCAUCUCUCCCUGUCAGGCAGUUAGGGGAUUCGUCGCCUCCUUCCCUGAGCUUGCACUUUUCUUCAGUUGCUCUGAUCCGCUUUGAUCGACUCCGGGUACGGGGCUGCGUUAUCGAUUAAAAAAGAGAAAGCCUGGGCCUGGGCCCCCUUCCUCCUUCCUCCACCCCACUUAACUUCGUUUAAAAAUUGACUUCAGGGGAGGACCAAAGACGUGCUUUCUGCCCCGGCGAUGAACCGUUUACUUGACCAUAAUCGAUAAGGCAGCUGCAUUCCAGCUGAAUUCUGAAGAUUGAUCCAAGGGACUGUGUUAAUUUCAGGAAUUGAUUUGAAAGACAUUGGCUCUGCCACUUAACAGCCAUGUAACCUUAGUGAGCCAUUAAUAGAGCCAGCACCCAAGCAACAAGAGUGGCCCCACCAAGCUCCUUUCCUUCCCCUGGAACUACGCUCAGCAUCUCAGCAUCAAGGCGCCAGAGUUUCGAACUGUGUCUAUAUGGAAGAAAGCAGCAGUGUUGCCAUGUUGGUGCCAGAUAUUGGAGAGCAGGAAGCUAUAUUGACUGCUGAAACUGUCAUCAGUUCAUCAUUGGAAAUUGAUGAACAAAGAAAAGUUAAAACAGAUCCAUUGAUCCACGUUAUCCAGAAGUUAAGCAAGAUAGUAGAACAUGAAAAGUCACAAAAAUGUCUCUUAAUUGGGAAAAAACGUUCACGUUCAAGUGCCACAACACACUCUCUUGAAGCCCAAGAACUUUGCGAGAUUCCAGCUAAAGUAACCCAGUCGCCUGCUGCCGAGAUUAGGAGGGCUGAGAUGUCGCAGAUACAUUUUACCCCUGGCUCUCUUACCCAGAACGAUGGGAAGGCUAUGUCUUACCAAUGUAGCCUUUGCAAGUUUCUAUCAUCAUCAUUCUCUGUGUUAAAAGAUCAUAUCAAGCAGCACGGUCAGCAGAAUGAAGUGAUACUAAUGUGCUCAGAGUGCCAUCUUACAUCUAAAAGCCAAGAGGAACUUGAAGCUCAUGUGGUAAAUGACCACGAAAACGAUGCCAACAGUCAUGCUCAAUCCAAAGCCCAACAGUGUGUAAGCCCCUCCAACUCUUUAUGUCAGAGACCCACAGAAAGAAAGAAUGAAACCACUUCUGACAUCGCAGUGACUGCAGACAGUCCGAAAACUAAGACUGCCCACAAUGCAUCCAUGGCAGAAAUGGGUAAAAGGAAGUGGUAUGCAUACGAACAGUAUGGCAUGUAUCGAUGCUUGUUUUGUAGUUAUACCUGUGGCCAGCAGAGAAUGUUGAAAACACAUGCUUGGAAGCAUGCCGGGGAGGUUGAUUGCUCCUAUCCAAUCUUCGAAAAUGAAAAUGAGCCCCUAGGCUUGCUGGACUCUUCAGUGGUUGCUGAGCCUGGUGGGCUGGAUGCAGUAGUCAUUGCUAUUGGAGACAAUGAACUAAGCAUCCACAACGGGCCUUCAGUACAGGUGCAGAUUUGCAGCUCAGAAACCUUAUCCUCUUCAUCUCCUUUAGAACAGAGUGCGGAAGGGAGAGUUCAUCUAGGUCAGUCAGUUACUCUUGACCCUAACGAGGAAGAAAUGUUAGAGGUGAUCUCUGAUGUAGAGGAGAAUCUGAUUGCUGAUAGUCUACUCUCAUCUGCACAGAAGAUCAUUAGUAGUAGCCCAAAUAAAAAAGGUCACGUUAAUGUGAUAGUGGAGCGUCUGCCAAGUGCUGAAGAAACUCUUUCACAGAAACAUUUCCUCAUGAAUACUGAAAUCGAAGAGGGAAAAGACCUGAGCCCAACAGAAUCUCAGAUCAGGUGUGAAGGACGAGAUGAAGUUUAUCAUGCUGAUAAGUGUACCGUUGAUAUCGGGGGGCUGAUCAUAGGCUGGAGCAGUCCGGAGAAGAAAGACAGUGAGUUAAUAAACAAAGGACUGGCUGCAGACGAGAAUGCCCCUCCAGGCCGAAGAAGAACAAAUUCGGAGUCCCUCAGACUACACUCGUUAGCUGCAGAAGCCCUCGUCACGAUGCCUAUAAGAGCUGCAGAGCUGACGAGGACCAACCUCGGGCACUAUGGGAAUAUAAACCUUCUAGAUCCGGAUACGGGACAAAGGCAAGUGGAUAGUACAUUGGCAGCAUAUUCUAAAAUGAUGUCACCACUUAAAAACUCUGCAGAUGGAUUAACCACUUUUAACCAAAGCAACUCUCCGUUGGUAGCGCUCCCCGAGGGUAGGCAGGAGUUGUCAGACGGGCAGGUGAAGACAGGCAUCAGCAUGUCCUUACUGACUGUAAUCGAGAAGUUGAGGGAGAGGACAGACCAAAAUGCUUCAGAUGAUGACAUUUUGAAAGAGUUGCAGGACAAUGCCCAGUGCCAACCUAACAGCGAUGCCUCUUUGUCGGGAAGCAAUGUAGUAGAAUACAUCCCAAAUGCUGAUCGGCCCUACCGCUGCCGCCUCUGUCACUACGCCAGUGGUAACAAAGGUUACAUCAAGCAGCACCUGCGAGUCCAUCGACAGCGACAGCCGUAUCAGUGUCCCAUCUGUGAGCACAUAGCUGACAACAGCAAAGAUCUGGAGAACCACAUGAUCAACCACUGUAAAACAAGAAUAUACCAGUGCAAGCGAUGUGAAGAAUCUUUUCAUUAUAAGAGUCAACUAAGGAACCAUGAGAGAGAGCAACACAGUCUUCCAGAUACCUUGUCAGUAACAACUUCUAAUGAGUCGAGAAUUGCCGUUGAUACAGCUGAUGGGAAAUGUGUUCAAGAAGGGAAUAAGUCUUCAGUCCAGAAACAGUAUAGAUGUGAUGUGUGCGAUUAUACAAGUACAACAUACGUUGGUGUCAGAAACCACAGACGAAUCCAUAAUUCUGACAAGCCAUACAGGUGCUCUCUGUGUGGGUAUGUAUGCAGCCAUCCUCCUUCUUUGAAGUCUCACAUGUGGAAGCAUGCGAGUGACCAAAAUUACAACUAUGAACAAGUGAACAAGGCAAUCAAUGAUGCCAUUUCACAGAGUGGCAGAGUUCUGGGGAGGUCCCCUGCAAAGACGCUCUUAAACAGCAGUGAGGAAAGAGCCGAUCCUGUCACUGGAAGUUCGGAAAAUUUGAUAUCCUCCUCAGAGCUGAUUUCCCAGGCUCCUGGCGAAGUUGUAGGUUCCAACGACAAUGAGAAACUGAGCCCUACAAGUAAUACCUCGUACAGUUUAGAAAAAAACUCCAGUCUGGCCCCUCCCAGUAUGGAGUAUUGUGUUCUACUCUUCUGUUGUUGUAUUUGUGGCUUCGAAUCUACCAGCAAAGAAAAUCUCCUGGAUCAUAUGAAAGAGCAUGAGGGUGAGAUCGUAAACAUCAUCCUAAACAAAGACCACAACACUGCUUUAAACACAAAUUAGAUUGAAUACUUGAAGAGGAACAUGGUAGAAGAGAAAUCCUUUAAAGCACGGUUUCACCUUUGCGCUAUCAAAUAACUUGCUAGGCACAGAAAAAAUAGUUGGUGUGGUGUUUGGGUUUUGGGGUUUUUGUUUUGUUUUUGUUUUGUUUUUUUUUGUUUUUGAGGAAGAGACGCAUGUGACUUUGGAACCAAAUUUGCAGUGUAAUAAAAAAAAUUCCUAAUGUUUACUCGGUAAUGAUAUUUAAAGAUUCUGAGUGAAGGAAGUGGGUUGAGGAGGAAGCAAAGAUGUAACCCUGUGUUAGCCCUGUUUCCUCUUCUUAGUGUUGAGUGUAUUUAUUAUUCAAAGCUUAUCAUAGUGUAGAAGUGCAAGCAAAAGAAUUAAGAAAGAGCUUUUCCAGAACUAUUCUAAACCUUCUUGUUACAAAAGUGUCACAGUCUUAAGCAAAGCUAGUUUUCUCCAUCACUCUGAGCUUGGACAUGCCAACUCUAGAGAGACGGGCCCCUUGUGUGGGCUGAGAGGCCACUCUCUGAGGGGUUUUCACGAUCACCAACAGAGUCAACAAGGAAAAGAUCACCAGAGGGCUUUGAAAUGAUCUACCUAAUAAACCUUUCUCCAGAUCCGUAGGAAUUAAUCAUAUACUCAAUCUAAGAUACAUUACUUCUUAAAAAAAGAGACCUCGGAAUCCAAAUCCAGAUUGUAAAUAGGCAUUUAGGAAGUAAAUUAGUGUGUUAAGUUUACAGUGAAUUUCUUGUGGGCAAAGGAGAAAAUAGUUGAAUUCCCACCAGCCUCAAACCAAAUCGGAAGGUUCGUGAGGAUGGGGACUCCUUUGGCACAGCACAUUUCCCAGAGGCUCUUUGCAAGUGUUUGACAGAACACUGCAAUUUUCUCCGCAGCUACACAGGCUUCAUAAUCCCGUCUCCUACACUAGACCAAGCGUGUUACCGCAAAGGUCUAUUCAACCAACACAGUAUGAAAUUUUGCAUUUGAUCAUCAGACCUUGGAAAUACUUGGCUCUCUCUUAAAUAAAAAUCAUUUGAGGGAAGAGGGGAGAAAUUCAAAAGCCCCUUAAAAUGAGUACUGCUGUUGAGAUUUUACUUCCUGGAGUUUAUCAAUCUAGUUGUACUUAGCAUAAGAGGUAUAAUCAGAUGUGGCUAAAUUAUAGUAAAAAUUCAGGUUGUUUAUAAAGCUUUUGAUAACCAACAACAUUUGGCAAGGCUGCAGGGUUUCUCCCGUGUAGAGUAUUCCAUCCUGUUAGUGCGCGGUGGGACGUGCAGAGAGUUAACUACCAGUGCUUCCACAUUAAAACUCGCCAUCAAAUAGAUGUCAUCUUCUCAUUAAUUCCGCAUUCUGCAUUAUAAAUGUAUUUCAAAGUGAAGAGAGCAGGGAUGUUUUUAUUUUUGUUUUGGCUUUUGUAGUACUGAUCAUUUAUUUUUGCAUCAUUCUGUCAAAGUAAAUCCUGCGUACAAGUCUAAAGGCCCGUGCGCCACGCAGUGCACCAUCUUCACGGUGCUCUUUCCGAACCUGAUGUCUAACACCUUCCACUGCUGAGGCUGUAGACUCUGGUAAUCAAACUCAGAAGACAUUGAAAACAGAAUUUUUUGAAUGGAAUACUCUACAGACACAUUUUAGGAAGGAAUUCCCUUCCUGAAGUCCAGGUGUGGAUUGAAUAAAUUAAUAAUACUUUUAAGAUAGCAUCAGGAACUCCUUAGGUGGGGCCAGGCCAUCUUGAAACUUGAAAUUGUUUAAUUUUUUUUUAAUCUCAUUUUGAUGAUGAUAUUUAAGGAGACGGAAUUGACCGUAACUUUGCAGCUGUUUGAUUUAGGUAGCUUUAAUUUAUUUAUGAGAGUUACUCUGUUUCUGAUAAGUGGUCUUUAAAAAGAUAAAAUGAAUUUAUAUAUAUAUUAUAUAUAUAUAUAUAUAUAUAAAUUAUAUUAUCCAGAUUCACUGCAUGUGGAUUUAUAUGUUUUCUUGUUUUCAGAAUUAAAACACAAUUAUAUUUCAUUUCAAAUUUAAAUAAAUAUUCUAAAUAGUUCCAUUUUUAUCACUCACUCUGAAAAUUAACAACCUUUAGUAGCAGGAUUUUGUUUUAUAAAGUUUCCUUGGUUUUAAUUGCAUGUAAUCAUUUAGAAAAUAUUAAUAACCAAAAAAAUCCCAAAAACAUCAAUAGUGAAUUUUUAAAUUACCUUCAGUUCCCUAAACGACUUCUUUUGAUUCUAAAAUUUUCCAUUUAGAAUCAUGGACUUAAAAUUUACCUAACUCAUGAGGAAAAUAUUAACCCAGAAGUUCAAAACCUUUCAGUGUUCGUCUGAUUCUACGCUAAAAUAUCCCUAAACUCCUCUACGGCUAAAGGAGGAACCAUAUACCAUGGACCUUCUGUACCUUCUGGUUGCCAUUUAGCGGCAAGCCUUAAGUGAACAGUGUCUCUACCAAGAACAAUUGAACAUUUCUCAAAGUAAUAAUGAAGGCUAAGUAUGCAAGUUUAGUUGUAGAAGAGAUAGGUAUUAACAAAAAUCAGCAGGAAUUCUCUUGAUAGGCAUAACGUUUUACUUACUGGUAGUAGAUCUUUUGCCCUGUAAAGCUCAUAGUAUUUGCUUUCUACUCAAACACUUUAUGGUUCUAAGAUUUGAUAGUAAAAAUAGUUUUUAAAAGAAACAUACUGGAUGUGAGGCCAAGGUGCGGAGGGGGCAAGACGACGCAUUCUGAUCGUCACAAGUAAUACUUUUCCAGGGGGCCAACAUUUUCUCUCCUCCUCUGAUAGCCUAGAACAUGGUUGGUGGCCCCAGCGUUCUCAUGGCGGCUGCGUGCGGACUUCAGUUCUGUGUCCAGCCAGUGCAGUGUGGGGACACUGACAGAAGCCUUGUUCUAGAUCUCUCAUACUAUUCAAGGUAGCUGUUGGUGGCUUUGUUAUUUUCUCCAUCUUUUCUCACAAAGCAGAUGGUGGGCACCCAUGUUUACAUUGUAUCUUCCCACAAUGUACUUGGCUUGACAAAGACAACAGGUUUCUCUAUUGAGACUUAUUAUAUUUUUAGUUUUCAUAGACACUUAUUUAAUCUUUUUUUAUUGUACAGCAAGGUGCUCUAAGUAAUAUUCUAUAAAAUAUAUUUAAUAGAAAUUUGAGUUUGAUAUUCAUGGACAUGAAUACAUGUAUUUUUUUAAGAAAUGAGUAUUGUGUAACACUAUGGCAUUGCUUCUAUAGCCAAAGUCUAAAAAUUUCUGGAACACUGACAUGUAAAGACUACAGUUAAUUCUGACACUGUAUCUUAUUAAAAUAGGAUGAUUUGCAUUUUGUAAAAUUAUCCUGCACAUCAAGCUGCAUGCCUUAAAGCCUAAAACUCUAGGAUUGUGUUCAUGGUAGAACAGUUUAUCUGUUCAACAAACAGUGAAGCAAGGUCUAUAGUGCUUCUUUAACUACCUUUGGAAAUACUGUACAAUGUUAGAAUAAUUUAUUUUGCUUUACAGGAGUUUGUCAUGUAUUGACUUUAAUAUUGUAUUUUGGUAAUAAAUUUUUUGUUAAAAACA